UUGCCCUCGGCAGUACAAACACCAAGAACGGAACAUCUCGGCCCUGGGCAGCAGACUUCGUGCGCCAAGAGGACUCCGGCCGGAUUGUGCUUCUCCACGGACCACCUGGCGUUGGCAAAACUUAUAGAUAUUGGAAAUAAAGAGAUUACUGUGGAGCAGAGGCUGUCUAAGUGGUUCCGCUUAGCCAAACUAUGGGAAGCUGUUGUAGUUAUUGAUAAGGUCGACGCGUUCCUGGAGAGAAGAUCAGGAGGCGACUUAAAGAGGAACAGCAUAGUGUCUGUUUUCACGAAGUUUAUGGAGAAUUAUCGCGGUUUUCUCUUCUUAACAACUAACCGGGUCGGCGCAUUCGAUGAAGGCCUCGUGUCGCGUAUUCACGCAACAAUCCGUUACUAUACCUUUACGGCUGAUAUCCGACGUCGCAUGUGGCAGCAAAUGUUCCAGAAGCUGGAGGCUGAGCGGCGCGAAACCAUCAAAAUUUCGCGCGAGGCAGUGAGAUUUGUACUUGACAAUCAGGAGAUGAGGGACCUCGAAUGGAACGGAAGGGAAAUGCGAAACGCUUUUCAAACAGCAAUAGCAUUUGCAGAAUACCACUUCUCCCGACUUGAAUCAGAUGAGAAGGAGGAACACGAAAGACCCGCGCUGGAGGAAGAAGACUUUAUGCGAGUUGCGGAAGCAGCGAAGGACUUCAAAAGCUACUUGGUUGAGUUGCACCACGGAGAUGGGCUGGUCGAUAGGAAACUUGAAUGGCGCUAA
This is a messenger RNA of Diaporthe amygdali, 753 nucleotides long. RefSeq names its product p-loop containing nucleoside triphosphate hydrolase protein. The record is from RefSeq and is a predicted model, not a curated record. The transcript is spliced from 4 exons. Gene Ontology annotation, molecular function: ATP binding; ATP hydrolysis activity. NCBI's taxonomy places the organism in Eukaryota, Fungi, Ascomycota, Sordariomycetes, Diaporthales, Diaporthaceae.